This is a messenger RNA of Puntigrus tetrazona (Sumatra barb), 2092 nucleotides long. RefSeq names its product UEV and lactate/malate dehyrogenase domains (gene uevld). The transcript is spliced from 12 exons. NCBI's taxonomy places the organism in Eukaryota, Metazoa, Chordata, Actinopteri, Cypriniformes, Cyprinidae. Gene Ontology annotation, molecular function: oxidoreductase activity, acting on the CH-OH group of donors, NAD or NADP as acceptor. The record is from RefSeq and is a predicted model, not a curated record. Bases 125 to 1540 code for a protein of 471 amino acids. Gene Ontology annotation, biological process: protein modification process; protein transport; carboxylic acid metabolic process.
UGCCGUAGCAGACCGCGCUCGGCCGGGAAGUGUUUGCGGAAGUUUCUCGUUGUCGCCCGGUCGAGAUUGAACCGCUCCCGCUGUCCUGGGUUCGCCAAACUUUGUUUCGGGUUGAGCGGAGACAAUGGAUUUCAACUCGGAGUCUGUGAAGAAAGUUCUCUCUAAGUAUAAAUUUCGGGAUGUUGCUGUCGAAGAGCUGCAGAAAGUUUCUCGCCUUCAUCCUGAUAUGAAAAUAAUAUCUGGCACAUACACAUCUAGUGACAGUUUACAGAAGGACCUGCUCAAACUGGUUGGCAACAUCCGGGUCAUGUAUCAAGGGCGCUCAUAUAACCUGCCUGUCCUGCUGUGGCUCUUGGAUUCGUUUCCUUUCGCGCCUCCCCUCUGUUACCUGAGACCCACGUCCAGCAUGGUCAUACGGGAGGGAAAGCACGUGGACUCGAAGGGCAGGAUACACCUGCCGGGUCUGCACACCUGGGAUCACCCAAAGUCAUCUGUGAACGGGCUUCUGGCGGAGAUGAUUGCUAAGUUUGAGGAGGAACCUCCACUGGGCACCAAAUCUUCAGCCCAGGGCGACGAUCCAAACAAUCUUCUGACCUAUGUGUCCAGUCUCGCUCUUAACGAAGGUGGAGGUCGGCCUGAUCAGGAGGUCAAGGUCUCUGUGAUUGGUGGAGGAGAUUUGGGCAUCGCUGCUGUGUUGAGUAUUAUGGCAAAAGGCUGUGUCGAUAAACUGGUUUUGAUUGACGUGCCUGAGAGUUCAAGCAAAGGUGGCACCAUGGAUUUGGAGAUUUUCAGUUUACCGAAGGUCGAGGUCUCCAAAGACCUGUCGGCCUCGGCGGGCUCCAGGGUGCUGGUGAUCACAGCCAAUGCCUGGAGUGAUGAGCAGUCCUAUCUGAGUGUAGUUCAGACGAAUGUGGACAUGUUCAGAAGCAUCAUCCCUCGUCUGGCCCAGCUCAGUCCCAAAGCCGUGCUGCUCAUCGCCUCUCAGCCAGUGGACAUUAUGACACACGUGGCCUGGAGACAGAGUCAUCUUCUGCCCACUCAGGUGAUCGGCGUGGGCUGUAACCUGGACUCGGAGAGACUGUCUCACAUCAUCAACAUCUCACUGGUGGCGAACAGCACGGGCAAGCAGGCCUGGGUCAUCGGAGAACUGUCCGAGAACAAGGUGGCAUUGUGGGGUAAUAUGGGGCCGGGAACUGACCAGCUACAGACGUUAACUCCAGUGUCCAACUCCACCAAACCGUUAAUGGACAGGGCCUUAGAGAUGCUCAAAUGCAGAGGUCAGAGGUCAUGGUCGGUCGGGCUGUCCGUCGCUGACAUUGUUCACAGCAUUGUAACGGACAAAAAGAAGAUACACUCCGUCACAACGCUGGCUGAGGGAUGGGGUGGAAUUGGUUCCAAAGUGUUCCUCAGCUUGCCUUGCAUCCUCGGUGAAAACGGCUCUACCCGAUUACCAGGAGUGGCUCUGGGUUCCGAGGAUGAAAUGAAGCUGAGGGAGAGUGUGGCGUGUCAGGUCAACCUCUUCAUGCAGCUGAGAUUGUAACUCGGGUACUGGAUGAAACCACAUCUCCUCUACAAGUUCUGUUACAGUCGCAGCUUUAAGACACGGAAGGUAAAGAUGCACAUUAGACUUUCCUGCAAUAAUCUUUAUAUGCUCACAGCAGCCACUGCGACAGUCUGACACCAAUAGCACUGAAGACUUGGUUUCCUUUUGAAGCAUUACGUAUAUUAUUAUUGCACUUGUUUACAAACUAUGUAUAUGCAAUCCUUUUGGACCUGUAAGUGGUUAUCUGUGAGAAUACUACAACAUUGGGGCCUUUAUGAAGGUUAUGUUUGGCUUUAAGUGCUUGUUAAACGCUGUUACCAUUUAGGCGGGUCUGUGAUUGCUUGUAAAUCAAUUAAAGUGCACGGGUUCCCGAUGUGCUUUUAUGCAAGUGAAUGUAUAUUAAUUUAUCAAGAAAUACAUUUGACCCUGUUAUUAUAUUUUAUCACAUGCUUGUGCCAUAUACCUCUGAAUGUGAAAUUAGAAUCGACAACAGCAAUAAUGUAAAUAUUAAAAUAAACACUUUAUGUACUGUUUUUCUUAUUGCAAAAA